AUUUGCCUGAACAGACUUAUCAGAGAGAUGAAACAGAAAAAUUGGUUUCCGACGAAUCCCUCCGGCGCCACAAAACUGGAAGAAGAUAACUCAUCGGAAAACUCUGAAGAUUUCUCAAACAGAUUGCCUCUUCCAUACAUUAGAAAACAGACAAUUCCUCCGGCACCUUCCCAGUCCCAAUCCGCCAUCGAUUGGUUGCCUGACUUCGCCGAUUACUCAUGGAUCGCUUAUGGAGCUUCUUCUCUUCUAGUCAUUUCUCACUUACCUACUCCUCUCUCCAAACAAGAAACCUUGAUCGGUCCAAUUUUGAGUCAAGUCUUCGAGCUAUCAAACGACGGCUCUGGCGCCGUUACGGCAGUUUCUUGGUGCCUGUCCACACCUUCAAACGGAGAUCUAGCAGCUGCACUUGGAAACUGCAUCGGACUGUUCAGUAAUCUCGAAGGUUCUUUUUGUUGGAGGCAGACUACAGUUCUCGUGCAAAGUACAAAGGUGGAGGCCAUCAAAUGGACAGGGUCUGGAGAUGGAAUUAUUUCAUGUGGUGUUGAUGUUGUAUUCUGGAGAAAGAAGAGCAUUUCCUGGGAAAUAGCUUGGAAGUUCAAACCCAAAGUGCCUCAUACUUUGGUUUCUGCUACAACAUUCCUUGAAGGACCUUCAGCAACGGCGCCUUUCAGUGAUGUACAUAUUGAAGUUUCAUCAUCUGCAAUUAUUGAAGCAAGUAAAUCUGUCUUGGUAUAUCAUGGAGAUUUUGUAACUUCCAAGUAUGUCAAAUAUGAGCUACGUCAUCCUCAACCUGUUUCAAUGAUUCAAUGGAGACCUUCUGGGGGUAGAUUAUCUGAAUUAGAUGGGAAACAUUUACCCAGACAUGUGUUACUGACAUGCUGUUUAGAUGGAACUGCAAGGGUUUGGAGUGAAAUUGGUGAGGGAAGGAUCAAAAGAAUGAACAACAAGGAUAUUAAUGACAAGAAAAAUCCAAGAAGAUCAUUUCAUGUUGUUGCGGUUAUUGAGAUUAAUCAAGCACUAAAUGCAUCCCUUGGAUUCAAUGUAUUUGUGCGAUGGGCAACUGAAGUUAAUAAUAUUCCUAAUGCUGGUAGUGGAGCCGAUCAGCAUGUUUCUUCAGUAGGUUAUCCAAAUGACACAAUUGGCAGGUGUGAAUGGUUGGUUGCAUUUGGUCCUCAUAAAUUGGUGUCAUUUUGGGCCAUUCACUGUCUUGAUGACCAUUCCCCAAUGAGAUUUCCUCGAGUGACAUUAUGGAAAAGACAAGAGUUAACAGAUACUGAGAUGGCAAUCGGUGGUUCAUUGGUCGAUACAGUUGUUGUCUCAAGAAACCAGGCAUUUGGUCCACCAGCUUUCUUCCAUUUUGUUGGUUUGUUACCUUCUAAUUUCAUAUUGCGGUCUCAUUUCAAUAUUCAAAUAUCAAGUAAAAUAGAGGAUGAGUCGUCAUCCAUUUCUGGCGAAGAGAACAUAAUGUCGACUGUCCUAAACUUAAAAGGUCAUUCUGGAAAAAUUCUACAUGUUUUAGUCCAUCCAUGUAAGUCUGAAACACAAAUUGCUGUUUCCUUGGACUCAAAUGGACUGGUUUUAUUUUGGUCAAUUAGUGCCAAUUCUAAUUGCUUCACGGGCCUGCCUACAUUAAAGCCUGCUUGGAAACCUUGUGGAUGGAUGGUAGUUCAGGAUCCUUACCCUAAGUAUACAAGCUUAACAUGGGCACCUUCUUUAUCUGUUGAGUACCAUAUUCUUCUUAUGGGACAUACUGGAGGUGUUGAUUGCAUUUUGGUUAAGAUUUCGAGGACUGAUGAUGACGAAACAUCCUUUCACAAGCUUUGCACGUUGCCUCUUACUUGUCUUUCUCUUGAAAAUGGGCCACAUGAACUCUAUUCCAUUCCACUGCCUUCCACUUGUAAAGAAACCUUUAUUUUUAACAGCUAUAUACUCUUAGCCAUAUGUAAGAAACCCUUUCAGGCUCUAUCAUGGAAAAUAACCAUGCAUUCCUAUGAUAGCGAUCAAACCUUCUGUCAGUGCAAGUUUGAGGCUGUUAAUAAAGACUGUACAAUGUUGUUUGAAAGUAACUUUGCUGGUAAAACCUACUGCAUUGCCAUUAAUUCAUGUUCUUCGGUAUUGCCCGACUCACAUGAAAAUGAUGAGGUUACAAGCUUUUCUGUAGUGUGUCCAAAUAUCUCCAUACUGUCUGAAAAACAAAAUUUGUACAUGGGCAAUGAGUUGUGUGGUCCUUAUCCUGUAUAUCACAUGGCAACUGGCAGCUCCAAUGGUAGCAUAAAGCUGUGGAGAAGUGUUUUGGAAGAUGAAUCACGUUCCAGAUUACACUGGGAAUUAAUGGGCAUGCUUGAUGCACACGAGGGUCAAAUCUCAGUUAUAUCUGCCACUGAUUGUGGCAGAAAGAUCGCUACAGUUUCCAGCGUAGACCACUUAGCCACUGUUCAUAUAUGGGAACUUGUGUAUAUUGCACAUUCUGGUAAGUUUAUCCUGGAGGAUACAUUAUCGUUAGAAGGAGAAAUUAUUUCUAUCAAUUGGCUCACUGUUGGGAAUGGCCAGUUAUUACUUGGGGUUAGUCUUCCGCAUGAGAUCAAGGUUUAUUCUCCAAGGUACCAUGUUGCUCGGUCUCUGGUGAGAAAAGGGAAACCUAUAGUAGGAGACAUUUGGUUUUGCAUUUCAUCUACUGAGACAUAUGCUGUAAUUCAUGACUUCCUUUGGAGCCCAAAUGCCACCAUUGUGAUUGUGCACGAUGAGUAUUUUUCUGUCUUAAACGAUGGAUUAUUGUUUGAAACCAAGAAAAAUCAAGAUACUGACCUAUGGGUAAAUGCAAAAGUUUGCAUGGAUGACAAAAUCCCUGAUAUCAAAGGAUCGCCUCAUCUCCCCGUGCAAAUGAAUGUAAAAUCGGGUUUGUUGUCAACUAUUUCCUUUGGCCUCACAAAUGGAUCAGAUGAUUCGGUUGUUAAGACUGGUAUUCGGUUUCAAGAGGUUAUAGACAAGCUAGGUGCUCCACUACCAGUGUAUCAUCCAAAUGCCCUUCUAGUGAACAUGUACUCAGGCCAUUGGAAGCGAGCAUGUGUCGCUUUGCAACAUCUUAUACAGAACUGCGGUUCCUAUAAUUCAUAUACCAAUGGGAACAACUGUGCUAAGUCACGACCUGUCAUUCCUUCAGUUCACCUGUCAACUUAUCUUGAAGGAGGAGCCCAGUCAACCAGCUUGACCUUUAUGCCAUUUCAGUCUAAUGAAAAUGCCUCCGCAGUUAAACCACCUGUGCAAAUCCCUGGAGGAUUGAGCCAUUCAUGGGGCAUUGACACUAAGUUAACUUCAUCUUUGCCAUCCACUAAAUUCGACUUAAGUAGUUGUGCGGAAACAAUUGAGAAGCAAAAUUUUGCAGAUUUAACUUUCUCAGAAAAGAUUCAAACUCUUUCCAUUGUUGAUCUUCUCCGUGAAGUUAGCAAUCCACAUGCUCCAUCUGUUUAUGAUAGUCUUGAUGAACCUGGUCGAAGGUUUUGGGUUUGCGUGAGGUUUCAACUUCUAUACAUUGCUCGAAAAUAUGGUAGAGUGGCAUCUGCAGGAGAAUUAGUGGCUGAUUCCGAACUUUUUGGUUGGGCCUUCCACUCUGACUGUCAAGAGAAUUUGUUCACUUCUCUGUUGUCUAGUGAUCCUUCUUGGGAAGACAUGCGUAAGAAUGGUGUAGGUUAUUGGUACACAAAUACGACACAGUUACGUCAAAAGAUGGAGAAGUUGGCUAGACAACAAUACUUGAAAAACAAAGACCCUAAAGCCUGUGCACUUCUCUACAUAGCCCUGAACAGGAUUCAAGUUUUGACUGGUCUCUUUAAGAUUAGUAAAGACGAGAAAGACAAACCACUGGUGGCAUUCCUUUCUCGCAAUUUUCAAGAGGAAAAAAACAGGGCAGCUGCUUUAAAAAAUGCUUAUGUUUUAAUGGGGAGACAUCAGUUAGAGUUGGCUGUUGCCUUUUUCUUGCUUGGAGGUGAUACGUCUUCUGCUAUCAACGUAUGUGCAAAAAACCUUGGUGAUGAGCAGCUUGCUCUUGUUAUUUGCCGCCUCAUUGAGGGAGGUGGUGGAUCACUUGAACAACAGUUGGUAUCGAAAUGGCUACUUCCUUCAGCUGUUGAAAGGGAAGACUACUGGCUUGCAAGUUUGUUAGAGUGGAUGUUAGGAAAUUAUCUGAAAGCUUUCUUGCGUAUGCUUGGUGUUGAAGAUAAUAGACCAGCCAUUGUGUCUAAACACGCUUCUUUUCUGGAUCCAAGCAUUGGUGCAUUUUGCUUGAUGCUGUCAAAUAAAAAUAUGAUGAGAAAUGCUAUAGGAGAGCGAAAUGCUGCAGUCCUUGGGAGGUGGGCAAUUUUGAUGUCUUCUGUUGCCUUUGAAAGAUGUCGCCUGCCUCUUGAAGCUCUAGAUACUUGCUCAUGCUCUCUGACUCUUCCUGAGGAUUCAAAUCAAGCAAGCAUGCCAGAUAUUGGACAUUCUGAACUUCUGGACAAGCUGCUAAAAAAAUCCACCUCCAACUGGAUAUCUAGUGAUGUUGCUUUUCAAACCCAGAAAUGUGCUCAAAAGGAUUUAGCUAUGCAGUAUAUUUCAAGAUUGCUGAAAGAACAUCCAAGCUGGCUAUUUACCUCUAUGGUGACAUUUGGACCUUGUAAAAACUAUGAGCAUGACUUUCAACAGUAUGACAAGCUGCUAAGAAGUUUUCAAAACAAACUAUCUGUAGGGAUCAGACAUUUUGAGCAGAAGUUCUCUAUAUCUUUUCACCAUCUACUGGGAAUGAUAAUUCUUUUGCUUUCCAACAGCAGUACAUAUUUUGGAUGCCGCAUACUGGAUGACCUUGCUUCUUGGUAUUCUUUGGAGGGUAAGAUGGAUUUAUAUGAUAGCUCGUGGUAUCCCAUCUGCUCUAAUCUACUUCUGGAAAGCACCAAAGAAGUGUCCUAUUUGUUUUCGAAAUAUAUUUUUGCUUGUGGUAUGGCCUGCUCUAAACUGAAACAAUUAUCCACCAAAAGCAACGGCUGUGGUGAAAGUAUAUUUACUGCAGGACAGUUUUAUAUGGAAGAUCUUAUAUUAUCCUUGCAUAAUUUAAGAGCUACAAUAAGAUUUAUCUCUGAUUCUUCCGUUGAAGAUGUAUCCACAGUCUUUCUUGAUUUAGCUGAGUAUUUUACAUACUUUGCAUCAGCUUGGUUCUUGAGGGAUUUUAAAUUCCUUCUAAUGAUUGUGAAACCCUUAGCUUCUGCUAGUACCAAAAGGGACAUUGUUAAUUAUGGAAUGACUAUAGAAGAUGUCAGGGAGCUCCUUAAGCAGCUGAGGGAGCUUCUUAAUUAUUCUGCAUGGACCGAUGAUUUCAGGGUUUCUAAUGAGUGUACAAAUUCUACACGACUUGACAAAGAUGAGAAUGAUGUUAUAUGGCCGUCUAUACCAGAAGAUUUAAAAUGCAAAUUGACUGAAGCUUCCUUAUGGUGGCAUAUGUCCAAUUUUGUGAAAAUUCAGACGAAUUUGUUGUCUGAAAAGCUUGAAGAUUGUUAUUCAUUUGGUGAUUUCUGUAGGCUUUCCACUCUCUCAAAUAACAAUAUUACAUUACAGGAACAGAUGAGAGUCGUUUCUGUAGCUCUGGCCAAAUUACUUGAAACUACAUGUGUGCACAUUUCUUCUUAUUUUGAGGAGCAACUCAUGGCUUUCCUGCAGAAGAAAAUAAGAGGGGGAUAUGUUUUUUCAAAUUUGACAAGGUCACAACAUAAGGAACUUAGCCAGGGCGACGUCAGCAAGAAUGUGUUGGACAUUGAAGAUAGAUCUUCACUUUAUGAUGCUUUGUGGGAGUCAUUUGCAGAUCCUGAACUAAUAUUAGGUGAAGAAAAAUCUAGGUGGCUGCAUAAUUGUAAGCCUAAGGUUUUCAACUCUUGGAGUGACUUACUUACAACAACCACAGUGGAAUUAAAUGCUGAAGAGCAAGAAGGUAGAUCUAGCACUAGUUCUUCUAGCAGCAGGACUGAAUUUCCUAUAAAAAAUCUUUCAUCAGAUGGUCAUUCUUCUGGAAGCAAUGGGAAAGAUAUUAGCCUAGCCAAAGAGGUUAAUCUUUUCCAGAAACCUAAAGAGAUUUGUAAGAGAAAUGGAGAACUUUUGGAGGCACUAUGUGUUAAUUCCAUUGUUGAAAAUCAAGCUGUUCUAGCUAGCAACCGUAAGGGUUUAAUAUUUUUCAACUUGGAUGGGCCACUUUUAGAAUCUCCAGCCAGUUAUAUCUGGACCAAAACAGAUUGGCCACAUAAUGGAUGGGCUGGAUCAGAAUCGUCUCCAGUUCCCACUUGUGUGUCUCCUGGCAUUGGCCUAGGUAUUAAUAACGGAGCACACCUUGGUUUGGGAGGAGCAACAAUUGGCACAGGUUCUUUGUCAAUGCCAGGGAAAGACUUAACAGGUGGAGGAGCAUUUGGAAUCCCUGGAUAUGCUGGUAUUGGCGCUUCUGGCCUUGGGUGGGGCCUACAGGAGGACUUCGAGGAGAUUGUUGAUCCACCUACAACUAUGGAGAGCAUUCACACCAGGGCAUUAUCAAGUCACCCAUCCAUGCCUUACUUUCUUGUUGGUUCUAAUAAUACACUCGUGUACUUGUGGGAGUUUGGUAAGCAUAAAGCUACUGCAACAUAUGGAGUGCUUCCUGCAGCAAAUGUACCUCCUCCCUAUGCUCUUGCAUCUGUAUCAGCUGUGCAGUUUGAUCAGUGUGGACAUAGAUUUGCAACUGCUGCAUUGGAUGGAACUGUAUGCACAUGGCAACUUGAAGUUGGAGGAAGGAGCAACAUCUAUCCAACAGAGUCAUCCCUCUGCUUUAAUAACCAUGCAUCAGAUGUUACUUACCUUGCUGCAAGUGGAUCAAUAGUUGCUGCUGCUGGUUAUAGCUCCAGUGGGGUCAAUGUGGUCAUAUGGGACACACUUACUCCCCCAGGAUCGUCUCGAGCAUCUAUUAUGUGUCAUGAAGGAGGGGCUCGAUCCCUUUCAGUUUUUGACAAUGACAUAGGAAGCGGUUCUGUUUCUCCUUACAUUGUAACUGGUGGGAAAUAUGGCGAUAUAGGACUUCAUGAUUUCCGAUACAUAGCUACAGGAAAGGUAAAGAAGCAGAGGCAUGUAUCCAACGGUCAAGAAUACAACAAUACAUCCUUAGCACCUGAAAUGCAAAGCAGAACUGCUGACCAGAAUCGAAACGGAAUGCUUUGGUACAUACCAAAGGCUCACUCAGGGAGCAUCACAAAAAUAUCUACCAUUCCCAAUACUAGUUUUUUCUUGACGGGAAGUAAAGAUGGAGAUGUUAAACUUUGGGAUGCUAGGACAGCUAGGUUGGUCUUUCAGUGGCCAAAAAUGCACGAUAGGCAUACCUUUUUGCAACCAGGCUACCGGGGCUUCAGUGGAGUUGUUCGGGAUGCAGUUACAGACAUUCGAGUUCUUUCUGAUGGUUUUCUGACAUGUGGAGGAGAUGGUUCUGUCAAGAUGGUCCAGUUUAACAAUGGUGCUAUAUAGUUAAUUUGAAAUUAUAAAUAAAGCCAAAAGAGUACAAAUUUCCUGCCAGGAAAGCAAACUUGUAGUCUUGUUAGGAGCAUGUUGGAUUGGAUCUCAUAAAGAGAAUAUUUUUCUUACUGCCAUUCAAGAAAGGGAUCUCGAGGAAUUGAUAUCGGUCUUUGUUUGAUAUUGGAAAUGCAAUCUGACUUAGCAGAAUCCACAAAAAACAAGGUUAGGUUCUUAUUGUGUUUUAAAUAUUCUAUUCCUGAUACUUUUUUUGAAAAAUAUAUAUAGUUGGUAAUGACUUCUAUUUUAUUCUUUGCUUGUAUGAUAGUUUACUUAAAUUGCUUUUUAUAUUAUAUAAUAGUCAGUUGUGAGGCAAAAAAAGAGAGUUGUAAAGUUGGGGGAAUUUAGGAUUUGUAUCUGUCUAUUUGGAGAUAAUAGAGACUUCUGAAGCAACAUUGAAAACUGUGGGCUGUAUUUGCAAAAAAAAACAAUAUAUUUUUAUAUUA
Messenger RNA from Impatiens glandulifera, 7988 nucleotides. RefSeq lists its product as uncharacterized. The coding region runs from base 28 to 7497 and encodes 2489 amino acids. Gene Ontology annotation, biological process: vacuolar acidification. The record is from RefSeq and is a predicted model, not a curated record. Gene Ontology annotation, cellular component: RAVE complex. Lineage: Eukaryota; Viridiplantae; Streptophyta; Magnoliopsida; Ericales; Balsaminaceae. Gene Ontology annotation, molecular function: protein binding. The transcript has 17 exons.